UUUUUUAAUUAAAAUUUCAGAUGACUGAAAAUGGUGUAAAAGCUGAAAUGGAUCAGGAAGAAGAAGACAACUUGUUACACUCUGAUGAAUACAAAUUCCUGGUAGAAUAUGGCAUUUCAAAAAAAGUUGCAUCAGAGCUAGAAAACAUUUAUACAACAGGCAAACUUUCACAUUCAGAACUUGAUGAAAGGGCCCUGGAUGCCCUGAAAGAAUUCAACCCAGAUGAUGCUGUCAAAGUACUUCAACAGUUUACUGAGAGUAGUCUUGAACAUGUGACAAACAAAAGUGCUUUCCUCUGUGGUCAGAUGAAAACAUUCAGACAAAAAAGUAAAGGUGGUGGACCAAAUGCUGCACCCAAAGGUCCAGAUCCAGAUAAAAUUAAGGAAAUACUUGAUAAAUCUGGAUACACUUUAGAUGUGACUACUGGUCAAAGAAAGUAUGGUGGACCUCCACCUGGUUGGGAAGGCACACAGCCUGGCCCAGGGCAUGAGGUUUUUAUUGGCAAAAUUCCAAAAGAUGUGUUUGAAGAUGAGAUUAUACCACUUGUAGAAGAAUGUGGGAAAGUUUGGGAUCUUCGAUUAAUGAUGGAUCCUAUGACUGGGUUUAGUAGGGGUUAUGCUUUCUGUACAUUUACUGACAAGUCUAGUGCAAAAGCUUGUGUUGAGAAGUUGGAAGGGUAUGAAGUAAAGAAAGGAAAAACAUUAAAGGCAAAUAUCUCGAUAGCCAAUCAGAGACUUUUUGUUGGUAACAUUCCAAAAAGUAAGACACAAGAGGAAAUCAAAGAAGAAUUCUCAAAAAGAACAGAGGGUUUGAUUGAUGUAAUAAUCUACAGAUCUGUAGAAAAAGACAAUCAGAAAAAUAGAGGCUUUGCCUUCUUGGACUAUGAUUCUCAUAAAAGUGCUUCAACAGCCAAGAGGAAGUUGAUGUCUGGCAGGGUAAAAGUAUGGAACUGUGAUAUUAUUGUAGACUGGGCUGAUCCUGUAGAGGAACCAGAUGAUGAAACAAUGUCAAAGGUGAAAGUCCUGUAUGUGAAGAACCUGACCGCUGAUGUUACAGAGGAAGGUUUGAAAGAGGCUUUUGAGAAGCAUGGUACAGUAGAACGUGUCAAAAAGAUCAAAGACUAUGGUUUUGUACACUUUGAAGAACGUGAAGGAGCAGUAGCAGCUAUGGAGGCACUGAACGGAUCUGCUCUUGGAAAAUUGAACAUUGAAGUGUCCCUCGCUAAACCAGCAGCUGAAAACAAAAAGAAGCAACAAAGACAAGCAAGUCGUGAAAUGAGGAUGAUGGGAGGCAUGAGAGGACAAGGAGGAUUUGAUGACUUCUAUGGACCACCAGGAGGAAUGAUGCAAAGAGGGCCACCACCAUUGAUGCGUGGAAUGGGACGACGAAUGCCACCGCCAGACUAUUUUUAUGAUGAUUACUAUGGUUAUGGGUAUGAGGAUGGAUUUGAUUAUUAUGGGGGUUAUGCACCUCCACCAGUUCGUGGACGUGGUGGCCGAGGUGGACCAAUGCCACCACCCGGUCGAGGCCGAGGAGGGGUGCCACCGCGCGGUGGACUUAGAGGGGGUCCAGCUGCUGCGCGGGGUAUGCGUGGAGCUGCCAGAGGCCGGGUCGCCAUGAUGCGAGGGAGAGGGGCUGGAGGACCAGGUAGAGGCCAGCAGACUCCUCCCAGAGGGGCCAAGCGGAAGGCUCCUGAGGCAACAGCUGGAGCACAGGCAAAGCGAAGAGCCACUGGCGCUGACUGGGGAGCACAGCCCAUUGCCCAACAACCUCUUGGUCAAAGUGGGUAUGGUGCGGGUUACAGUGGUGAGGGGGAUGCUCAGUGGUACCAGGACUCGUAUGGUCAAAAUUGGGGUUGAUUGAGUAUUUAAAAUAACUUAGCAACCCGUUAAAUCCAUAAGCAAAUAGAAAAGCUGAGACUGAUAGAGCACCACUUGUAAAUAGCCAUACCUUUAGAAAAUUUUUAACAGUCAGUGUGGUUUUCACUCCAGUGAGCCUGUUUAUGUUUAGACCCAGGAAAGGGUUGGCAUUUUAAAUGUCAAGUUUGUGACUUUUAUCCAUUUUGAACUUUUGGCCAUCUACUGCAUAUGGUCUUUUUUAACUUACAAACCUUGCAUCAUCUGCUGGAGUCUACCAAUCAUAUAUAAGUGAGAAAUGGAUUUUACUGGUAUUUAGAAAUAAGUGAAUGUUCCCUCGAUUUUUAAACUUUUUCAUUAAAAUAACUUUGGCAGAUCCACGUCCUAAGCGCAGCAUAAAUCUGAAUCAGAAAAACUGAUCAAAUAAUUUGCUGAUUUGUAAAUAGAAAUUUUAUCGAAAGGUAUCGAAAAAAUAAACAAAAAUUUUGUAUCGGUUAAAAUUGAUUUUUUAGUUAAAUGCACUUGAUAAUUGAUUCUGAAGGACCAUUUGUUGCUGAAAUAUAUUGUCACAUGUUCAGAUUUUCAUAUCAAAUGCAUUGUUUAGUGUAGUUUGUCAUAGAUCAUGUAGUACGUAUUCAUCACUGUUGUUUCAUUUGGCAUCGUUAUUUUCUUUUUUAUAUACAUAACAUUAAUCUAAUAUGUAAAUCGUGUGAAAGUACAUAUGAAGUAUUGUCAUUCUAUGGAAUAAAGAGCAUGGUUCUUAA
Messenger RNA from Ruditapes philippinarum (Manila clam), 2620 nucleotides. RefSeq names its product heterogeneous nuclear ribonucleoprotein R-like. The record is from RefSeq and is a predicted model, not a curated record. Bases 21 to 1859 code for a protein of 612 amino acids. Lineage: Eukaryota; Metazoa; Mollusca; Bivalvia; Venerida; Veneridae. Gene Ontology annotation, cellular component: ribonucleoprotein complex; nucleus. Gene Ontology annotation, molecular function: mRNA binding. The transcript has 11 exons.